AUGGCUCAAACUGAAGACAUGUCUAAGCAGGUGAGCGUUGAGGCUAAGGGAGAGAGUGAGUCCACGGGGGAGAUAAAACGGGCUCGGACCAUGGCUCUGUACAAUCCCAUCCCAGCCAAACACAACUGUCUCACCGUCAACAGGUCUCUCUUUAUCUUUGCUGAGAAUAACAUCAUAAGAAAAUAUGCAAAAAGGAUCAUAGAGUGGCCUCCAUUUGAGUAUAUGAUCCUGGCCACCAUCAUUGCCAACUGCAUUGUUUUAGCUCUGGAACAACAUCUUCCUGGCGAGGACAAGACACCUAUGUCCAAAAGGCUGGAGAAGACAGAGCCCUAUUUUAUUGGAAUCUUCUGUUUUGAGGCCGGUAUCAAGCUAGUGGCACUUGGUUUUGUUUUUCAUAAGGGUUCCUAUCUCAGAAAUGGCUGGAAUGUAAUGGACUUCAUUGUUGUGCUUAGUGGGAUUCUGGCUACGGCUGGCUCUCAUAUGAAUAUUCCAGUGGAUUUGCGAACACUCAGGGCUGUACGUGUGUUAAGACCCCUCAAACUAGUCUCUGGUAUCCCCAGUUUACAAAUAGUCCUGAAGUCCAUAAUGAAAGCCAUGGUGCCGCUGCUGCAGAUUGGUCUUCUUCUGUUCUUUGCCAUCCUGAUGUUCGCGAUCAUUGGUCUGGAGUUCUACAGUGGGAAAUUACAUCACACAUGCCUGUCCUCCCCUGAUAUCCUCGAUAAUGAGACGGUGGACUCAUCUGAGGUUGAGUUUGCAUGUGGUGUGAGGAAGUGUCCAGACAAAUACACCUGCAGUGGCUCAUGGAUCGGGCCCAAUGACGGCAUCACUCAGUUUGAUAACAUCCUCUUUGCUGUACUAACAGUGUUUCAGUGCAUCACUAUGGAGGGAUGGACUGCUGUCUUGUACAAUACUAAUGAUGCUUUGGGACCCACAUGGAAUUGGAUCUACUUCAUUCCUCUCAUCAUUAUUGGCUCAUUCUUUGUGCUUAAUCUUGUGUUGGGUGUCCUGUCUGGAGAAUUUGCUAAAGAGAGAGAGCGAGUGGAGAACAGACGUGCCUUCAUGAAGCUCAGACGCCAGCAACAGGUGGAGAGAGAACUCAACGGCUAUCGUGCCUGGAUCGACAGAGCAGAGGAAGUAAUGCUUGCAGAGGAAAACAAGAAUUCUGGGAGGUCAGCAUUAGAUGUGUUGAAACGUGCCACAAGCAAGAAAAAUGCCAGGCGUCGAGGACCAGGGGAGGAGAAGUAUUCUGAAACCUCCACAGUUGGUGGUCCUCGACCAAGGGUUGGUAUAAGAACUGCGAGGCGUGGGCCUGCUGCUUAUAUGCGCCGCAAAGAACGCAUGUUGCGGAUCUCUAUUCGUCGCAUGGUUAAAACAGACAGCUUCUAUUGGAUAGUCCUCAGUCUGGUGGCACUCAACACCAUAUGUGUUUCCAUUGUUCAUCACAACCAACCAGAAUGGCUCACUGUUAUACAGUACUAUGCAGAAUUUGUGUUUCUUGGACUCUUUCUCGCUGAGAUGUUUCUGAAAAUGUAUGGCCUUGGGUUUCGUCUCUACUUCCAUUCAUCCUUUAACUGCUUUGAUUGUGGAGUGAUUGUAGGUAGUAUUUUUGAAGUGGUGUGGGGGUUCUUCAGGCCUGGAGUUUCUUUUGGCAUCAGUGUGCUCAGAGCUUUACGACUGCUACGAAUCUUUAAGAUCACCAAGUACUGGUCAUCCCUGCGGAACUUGGUGGUGUCCCUCAUGAGCUCCAUGAAGUCCAUCAUCAGUUUACUCUUCCUUCUCUUCCUCUUCAUCGUUGUCUUCGCAUUACUUGGCAUGCAGCUGUUUGGUGGCAGGUUCAUCUUUGAAGAUUACACUCCUACUAAUUUCGACACGUUUCCAGCUGCCAUCAUGACUGUCUUUCAGAUUCUUACGGGAGAAGACUGGAAUGAGGUGAUGUACAAUGGGAUACGUUCUCAGGGAGGGGUGCAGUAUGGAAUGUGGUCCUCAAUCUACUUCAUUGUUUUAACCUUGUUUGGGAACUACACAUUGCUCAAUGUUUUCUUGGCCAUUGCUGUGGAUAAUCUAGCCAAUGCACAGGAGCUAACUAAGGAGGAGGAAGAAGAGGAGGAAGAAUUCUUCAAUCACAGAUACAAGAGCAGAGAAUUUGGCCUCUCCGAGAGAAGAAGGAGGCCGUACUUGUACAGGAAGCGUGCCAUUCACAGAGGUCGUCCAUGUCCUGCAGAGGCUGAGGAAGAAGCUGCUGGGAAACCAGUAGAAGAGCCACCGGUGAAUGCUUUCGCCGGCCGUCGUGAGAGAUGCAAAAAAAUUAAUAUGUCUGUCUGGGAGCAACGGACCAACCAGCUGAGGAAGCGACGGCAGAUAGCAAGUCGUGAGGUGCUGUUUGGCAGUACCGCAGAAGACCAGUUGGACACUCCGAUGAGUGAUCACCACCAACAGCGUGGGAUUUCCCCAGAGACGAGCCCUUUACACCUGCCAGGAUCACCGAUGUCUGUGGUAAUGCCCCUGCCAGAACCACCCAUGUCCAUCACCAUCCCUCUGCCUGAACCUCCAGAGUCUGAACCAGUGCCCCUGACAGGAUCCGGACUCGAAUCAAGUGCCAACAAUCACCAUUCAAACACAGAUAGGAGGCAUCGCGUAGCAAGGAAGUUUCGAGCUGCUGCCGCUGCAGGGGUGGCGGAGGGCGGACGACACAAACGCCACAGACAUCGAGAGCCCAGAACAGAGGCCAGAAACAUAGAGAACCACCAGCAGUUUGGCUGCAGUGAGAAACAGGCAGAUGGUGAAGAUAAAACUGAGGACACACAGUCCAAAAACAUUAUGCACCUGGAAGAAACAGAAAUAAACAUGUUUGGCAAGCAAAUUGAGAAUCAGGAGGAAUGCCAAAGUGAGAUUGUGGAGGAUGCUGCAGGAUUUUCCCAAGUGUCUGGUCUUCAGGAGCUUCAGUGUGUCAGUAUAGGAAUGGAGGAUCAAGCAGAAAGCCAGGAAAAACCUUUAUUGAAGCAAAAAGAAGAUUUUGCAUCCGAGUCUAAAUACAUCUCAGGGGAAAUCUCAGACAUUGAGAACAAUGGCAGCUAUCUGAACCAGGACGAGUGUGUAACAGAAACCAGCAUUACACGAGAAUCAUCAGCACAGCCGUUGUUGGAAAUGACACCUAUGACUGUGAGUUUUAAGGAUGUGGAGUCCGCUCUCUCAGAGAAAGGUGAUGAUGAAGACGAUGAUGAUGAUGAGAAUGGACUAACAGGAGAUCCGUCCACUGCACCCAACCCUGACAUACCAGACAGUAUGUUCAUCUUUAAGAGCAAAAAUCCAAUCAGAAGGAUCUGCCACUAUGUGGUGACCCUAAAGUAUUUUGAAAUGACCAUUCUGCUGGUGAUCGUGGCCAGUAGUAUUGCACUGGCUGCUGAAGACCCUGUGUGCACCAAUUCAGAAAGGAACAAAGUUCUGCGUUACUUUGAUUAUGUUUUCACUGGUGUCUUCACAUUUGAGAUGAUUAUCAAGAUGAUUGACCAGGGCCUCAUUCUUCAUGAUGGAUCAUAUUUCCGGGACUUAUGGAACAUUCUGGACUUCAUUGUAGUGGUUGGAGCUUUAAUUGCCUUUGCAUUGACGAAUUUAAUGGGAAACAACAAAGGCAGAGACAUCAAGACCAUCAAGUCUUUACGAGUUCUCAGAGUUCUUCGCCCACUCAAGACCAUCAAAAGACUUCCAAAGCUCAAGGCUGUGUUCGAUUGUGUGGUCACAUCUUUGAAAAACGUCUUCAACAUUCUCAUCGUCUACAAGCUCUUCAUGUUCAUCUUUGCUGUGAUUGCUGUACAGCUCUUUAAAGGGAAGUUCUUUUACUGCACUGACGGAUCAAUGGGCACACAGAAAGAAUGCCAGGGCUACUACAUUGAUUAUGGGCGAGACAGGAAGGAGGUGAAGAAGAGAGAGUGGAGGAGACACGAGUUUCACUAUGAUAACGUCCUCUGGGCUCUUCUAACACUCUUCACUGUGUCCACAGGAGAGGGCUGGCCACAAGUUCUUCAACACUCAGUGGACGUCACUGAAGAAGACCAUGGCCCAAGUAGAGGAAACCGCAUGGAGAUGGCAAUUUUCUAUGUAGUAUAUUUUGUGGUUUUUCCCUUCUUUUUUGUCAACAUCUUUGUUGCUCUCAUAAUAAUCACAUUCCAGGAGCAGGGUGACAAAAUGAUGGAGGAGUGCAACUUGGAGAAAAAUGAGCGGGCGUGCAUUGACUUUACUAUCAGUGCAAAGCCUCUGACGAGAUACAUGCCUCAAAACAGACAAACUCUGCAGUACCGAUUAUGGCACUUUGUGGUGUCACCGUCAUUUGAGUACACUGUUCUGGUCAUGAUUGCACUCAACACAGUCGUCCUCAUGAUGAAGUACCACUCGGCCCCAGCUGCCUACGACAUGGUCUUAAAGCACCUCAACACGGCGUUCACUGUGCUCUUCUCUCUUGAAUGCAUCUUAAAGAUCAUGGCUUUUGGGUUCAUUAACUACUUUCGUGAUACAUGGAACAUCUUUGAUUUCAUCACUGUGCUGGGCAGUAUUACUGAAAUUGUGGUAGAUUUACAGUCUGUGAACACAAUCAAUAUGAGUUUCCUUAAACUUUUCCGGGCGGCUCGACUCAUUAAACUCUUGAGGCAGGGCUACACAAUCCGCAUUCUGCUGUGGACCUUUGUUCAGUCCUUUAAGGCUCUUCCAUAUGUUUGUCUUCUCAUCGCUAUGCUGUUUUUCAUUUAUGCUAUUAUUGGCAUGCAGGUUUUUGGAAAUAUUAAAUUGAAUGAUGAAAGCCACAUUAAUCAACACAACAAUUUCAAGACAUUCUUCGGUGCAUUGAUGUUGCUCUUUAGAAGUGCUACAGGGGAGUCGUGGCAGGAAAUCAUGCUGUCGUGCCUUGGUGGAAAGGAGUGCGAGCCGGACCCUUCAAUUGUACCUCCUUUCACUUCCCCAGAUCAUGAAGGCGGCUGCGGCACUGACUUCGCCUAUUUCUAUUUUGUCUCAUUUAUCUUUUUCAGCUCAUUUUUGAUGCUGAAUCUCUUUGUGGCUGUGAUUAUGGAUAAUUUUGAGUAUCUGACACGGGACUCCUCCAUUCUUGGUCCUCACCAUCUGGACGAGUUUGUGCGCAUUUGGGGGGAAUAUGACCGAGCAGCAUGUGGCCGUAUUCACUACACUGCCAUGUACGAGAUGCUAACACACAUGUCUCCACCUCUUGGCCUGGGAAAGAAAUGUCCUGCCAAAGUUGCCUACAAGAGAUUGGUGCUGAUGAACAUGCCAGUGGAUGAAGACAUGACUGUUCAAUUCACCUCCACACUCAUGUCUCUGAUCCGCACCGCACUGGAAGUCAAAAUUGCUAGAGGGGGAGAGGACCGGAUCCAGUUGGACAUGGAAUUGCAAAAGGAGAUAAGUAUUAUUUGGCCACACCUCUCUCAGAAGACACUGGAUCUGCUGGUACCUAUCAAUAAAGACACAGACAUGACCGUUGGAAAGAUCUAUGCCUCUAUGAUGAUCAUGGAUUACUUCAAGCAGAGCAAAGCCAAGAAGUUGAGGCAGCAGGUGGAGGCACAGAGAAGUUCUACACUGCCCCUGAUAGCACACAGUGCUGGAUCAGCCCUGACAAGUGGAGGGUUUGUGGCUUUGAGCCCCAUAUCUCCACAGGAAUUGUUACUACAGCCCAUGAGUCAGCGCGCUGACAGCAGUGAAGACUAUGACGUCUCUCAGGUUGAUGAAUCUGGGUUGAACGGAUUGUGGGGAGAAGAUCGUCCACCUGAACAUGCCUUCAGAGUUAGACACAAGAGCUACAAAGCUGCAGUGUCCCAUUCAGACCAGACGCAGAACAUGGAAAAGGUGCGGGGACGACCCAAAGAACAACGGCUCCUCCUGUCCCCGGACAACACCAAAUCCAAAUCACGCUCCAGUUCUCCCAGUGAAGAGAGGAUACGUGUGGUCACCAGACAGGGCAACAGCUCUGAAAGCCCUGUUCCCUCAACCUCAGAGUCCAGCACCCCGAGCGGUAAGCGUCGCAUGUCCCAAAUGUCCACCUGCUCUCGGCCACACAUCUCAUACUCGCCCUUGGUGUGCCACAAGCUGCCUUCAUCGCAAGUGGAUGAUGAUGAUGAUGAUGUGCAGCAGAUGAUAGGCUGCUGUAGUGCUGCUUUAUGGGACAACGAUGCAGAAGAGCAGGGAAGCAGGCUGAGGCAGCAGGAGAGCACACACUUUGAAGUGGACGAAUAUCUUUCAUCAGCCCGACGUUACCCAUCAGAGUCUUUCCUUGCCCUACAGGAGGAAGAGCACAGCCCAGAUUCUUCUGCUCCCAUGGAAACUCUCACGUUUGAGGCUGCGGUGGCCACAAGCCUUGGUCGCGCCAACACCGUCAGUGCGUCGAUGCGUACAAGGUCGCGGAUGGGCUGGCAGGUGCCCAACGGACACUUCCGCAAGCGACUGGCUCAGAGCAUAUCUGUCGCCGGUGGUGAAGCACUCAGUGAUCCAGAAGAUGACAAAUACUAGAGUAGGUUGUACAAAAGAGACACAAAUUGACAAACAUUGUUGGAGGACAUUGAGGUGGAUGCUGAAUGAACAAUAUUUAAGAGGAGUUUCAUAGAUACAUGAGUCAAUGGUGUGUUCAAUGAAAUGAGGGUAUAAGACUUUUCACAUUUACAUUCUCAUAUAUCUCAUUAGAUUUCUUAUCAGUGAGUUUCAACUCAUACAGUACAUUUAAACAUCAGGCCCUAUUUAGGUGUUUAAUAGCUUUUUUCUGGUUUUAGUUAUUUUUUGGCCAAGACCCCCUUAGAAACAAAAAAACUCAAAAAAUAAAAUAAGGCAUUUCCAUCCGUAGAACUGACGCUCACUGGAUGUUUUUUUUGUUUGUUUGAUUGUUUUUGGCACCAUUCGUAGUAAAUUCUAGAGACUGUUUUGUGUGAAAAUCCCAGGAGUUACAGAAAUACUCAAACCAGCCCAUCUGGCACCAACAAACAUGCCACUGUCAAAAUCACUGAAAUCACAUUGUUCUCCUUCUGGUGGUUGAUGUGAACAUUAACAGAAGUUCCUGGCCCGUAUCUGAAUCAUUGUAUUGGCUGAUUAGAUAAUCAUUUGAAUAAGGUGUACAGGUGUACCUAAUAAAGAGCUCAGUGAGUCUACUUGUAAAACAUCCAAAAAUAGAAUAAAUAAUAAGCUAUACUUCUGCAGGAGCAAUGUUAAUAUAGCUCAACCAAAAAUAUAUAUUUUUUGCCAUAAUUUACUCACCCUCAAAUCAGGUCAUUUUUUCAUCCGUAAAGCGCAAUAAUGAAGGAUUGAGAGGAUCGUGAUUGUGCUGUUAAUCUCCAAAAGCACCAUAAAAGUCAUUCACAUCACUCAUGCACUUUUUUAAUUUUCUGAAGCCUUGAAAAAGUGUUGUAUGGGGUAGAGAGUCAAUUUUAAGUGUUAAUUCCUGUCUUCGCCCAUUAAAAUCUGGCGUGCGCACAAAUUCGACUUUGUUUACAUAAGGAUGGCACAGUGAACACCCCUGACGCCACAUAAGUAUAAACGCCUCGAGUUGUCAAGAGGUGCACACACAGGACACGCUACAGUGCCAAGCGAAAGUAUAAACGAGGCUUAAAGACAAAAAUGCGGAGGAAAAGAAAUAAGAAAUUGAGCCCAUUGGUUAUUGCAUGUAUUGUCACAAAUGUUUUAAAUUGUUUGAAAGGGAUUGUUGGGGGGGUUCACAUUUUGAGAACCAGUGUCUUGAAAUGCUUCACAUUUGAUUUUUGUUUUUCUCUCUCAGUUGUAUGUUUAAGGUCUUGUCAUGCAACACAAAAAGCAAGUUGUAUUUAUUUAUGCUUUACCCCAAUUCCACUUAUUUCUGAAUCUCUUUGUUACAUUAUUAUAAUUUUUCUAAUAAUAUUCACUACAUCAGAGCACGGUUUUACAUUUCUGAACUGAAUAGACCAUAUAGGUACUCAAUACAUUUCUUAAUGUUUUGCAAAUUGAGAAAUAACUAAAUCAUUUAAAUAAACAUAAAUUCCCUGAAAAGUCUUACAUAUGAUCUUGCAGUUUUAUCACACAAGGUUGAGAAGAAUUAACUUGACUUUCAAAGAUCCGUUUAUACAAACAAUUGCACUAAAUACAAUUUGUCAAAUCAAAUUUCCAUGUGAUUCCAUGAUAUAAUAAUUGUUCGUACAGAAAAGAUUGGUCUUUACCGCUGAGGCUUCAGUUAUGGUAAAUGUUUAAUUUAAGUUAGUUUAGCUGAAUUUCUUGUGUGUGUGAAGGGGUUUACAGACAUAACUCUAUUAUAUGAGCAAAGAGUUGACUUGUUGAGAAUGGGUGAAGUUGUCACAGUCAAAUUUGAUGUCACAUCAAUUCAGGAACUGUUUUUAAAUGUGUUUUAAAAGAUUUCUUCUCUAAAAACAUGUAAUAUUUGACUUUACUUUCAGGCUUCUUGGAAUUUGGAUUUUUGAUAUAAGUUACUGAAUUUGAGUGAAUAAGCAUCCUGAUAACUUUAUGUAUAAACCAAUAAAAUAUACACUUUUU
This is a messenger RNA of Xyrauchen texanus (razorback sucker), 8502 nucleotides long. RefSeq names its product calcium channel, voltage-dependent, R type, alpha 1E subunit b (gene cacna1eb). NCBI's taxonomy places the organism in Eukaryota, Metazoa, Chordata, Actinopteri, Cypriniformes, Catostomidae. Gene Ontology annotation, molecular function: high voltage-gated calcium channel activity. Gene Ontology annotation, biological process: chemical synaptic transmission; calcium ion import across plasma membrane. Gene Ontology annotation, cellular component: voltage-gated calcium channel complex; membrane; neuronal cell body. The record is from RefSeq and is a predicted model, not a curated record.